Messenger RNA from Coprinopsis cinerea okayama7#130, 1050 nucleotides. RefSeq lists its product as hypothetical. Gene Ontology annotation, biological process: oxaloacetate metabolic process. The record is from RefSeq and is a predicted model, not a curated record. The coding region runs from base 1 to 1050 and encodes 349 amino acids. Lineage: Eukaryota; Fungi; Basidiomycota; Agaricomycetes; Agaricales; Psathyrellaceae. The transcript has 9 exons. Gene Ontology annotation, molecular function: magnesium ion binding; catalytic activity.
AUGACGGCGGCUCUUUCUUCCAGCGUCCUCAGACUCUGGCCCACAGUUUCCAAGAGCGCCAGACGAUGUCCCCGACUGCCUAUUUCUCGACGACAGCUUUCGACGACACCCGUUGGAGUCCUGGGCAACCCUCUCAGGCGGUCCUAUAUCUAUGUUCCAAGUUCAAAUGGCCGCAUGUUGGCGAAGAGUCUCGAUAUCGGCUCAGACGUUGUGAUUUACGACCUCGAGGAUAGCGUAUCGCCUCUACCAGCAGACAAGGAGAAUGCUAGGGCCAAGUUGAAGGCCUUCCUCAGUGAAGCAGACCCCUCGCCCCUAACAGGCAGCCAGAUAGCCGUCCGAGUCAACGACAUCUCAACGCCUUUCUUCCAAGACGACAUAAAAGAAAUUCUCUCCAACAUUAAAGUCAAGGCCGUAGUCCUCCCCAAGAUCCACUGUGCAGAGGACUUGGAUAUACUCUCCGAUGCCCUACAACAGGCACCUCUUGCAGAGGCGCGAGGAGUGCCCGUCGAGAUUAUACCUAGCCUUGAGAGUGCUCGUGGAAUGUGGAACCUGCGCGAUAUCGCUUCGUGGAAAUCGAAGCACGAACCACGCCUGGGGGGAGAACUUCGGGCCUUGAUGUUCGCCUGUGAAGAUUACUGUGCGGACACGGGCAUCAUUCGAACGCCUUCACGAAGGGAACUUCUUUAUACCCGCUCUCGCAUUGUUCUAGCUGCCAAAGCGCACAAUCUAGAUGCCAUUGACAUGGUUUGUAUCCAAUACAAGGACAAGGACUACCUAACAGACGAGUGCGUCGAUGCUCGCCAGCUGGGCUUUACUGGAAAGCAAGCAAUUCACCCUAGCCAAGUCCCCAUUAUUAACUCGACAUUCGUCCCAACACCAGAAGAGAUCUUACGAGCCGCAAAGAUCCUGAAAGGGAUGAGAGAGGCACAUGCAUCUGAGAAGGGUGCCAUCGGUUUAGAAGGAGAGAUGAUUGAUGCACCCAUGUUAAAGCAGGCAGAGAAAAUCAUCGCUAUCGCUGAAUGCGCGGGUCUGCCUAUACCAGCUGUUUGA